Arctia plantaginis is the source of this 315-nucleotide messenger RNA. NCBI's taxonomy places the organism in Eukaryota, Metazoa, Arthropoda, Insecta, Lepidoptera, Erebidae. The record is from the annotation of a GenBank genome assembly.
AUGGAAAAAGAAAAAAGAAAAAAAGAAACGAGAAAGAGAAAAAAAAGAGAAAAAAGUGGAAAUAAGAGAAAGAAAGGGAAAAACAAAAAGAAAGAAAAAAGAGAAAAGAAAAAGAGAAAGAGAGAUAAAAAAGAGAAGAAAAAGAAAGAAAUAAGAAAAAAGAAAAGGAGAAAAGAAGAUGAAAAAAAAAAAAAAAAGAAGAAAAAUAAAAAAAAAAAAAGAAGAAGAGAAAAAAGAAAAAAGGAAAAAAGAAAAAAGAAAGAAAAGAAAAAAAAAGAGAGAACAAGAAAGAGAAUAACAAGAAAGAAAAAGUAA